Molecule: messenger RNA, 2069 nt
Organism: Musa acuminata subsp. malaccensis (wild Malaysian banana)
Lineage: Eukaryota; Viridiplantae; Streptophyta; Magnoliopsida; Zingiberales; Musaceae
Product: butanoate--CoA ligase AAE1
Source: RefSeq, a predicted model, not a curated record
CAAUGACCUGUAACGAGAAGCGGAACAGUACAUCUGUUCUGGUCGGCGAGUACAUCUCUUCUGGUGGGCGAGCCAGGCGACAAUGUUCGCCUUCUGCGCCGCGCCCAUCGAGCUUUACCCCCCGCGCCCCCCCUCUCCUUAAAUAGACACCGCGCGCCCGGGAGGCGCUAACCGAAGCUGCGAGUGCACGAGAUGGAGGCAUCGGUCCGAUGCCCGGCAAACUACGUUCCCCUGUCGCCCAUCAGCUUCCUGGAGCGCGCCGCCCUCGUGUAUGGCGACCGGACUUCCGUCGUCCAUGGCUCCGUUGCCUACACGUGGAGGGAGACGCGCGGCCGCUGCUUCCGCCUCGCCUCCGCUCUCGCCCGGUUGGGGGUUUCCCGUGGCGACGUCGUGGCUGUGCUUGCUCCAAAUAUUCCGGCAAUGUACGAAUUACAGUUCGGUGUCCCGAUGGCUGGGGCAAUUCUCUGCACACUUAACACACGUCAUGACUCGGCCAUGGUAUCUGUCCUCCUCAAGCAUUGUGAGCCUAAGGUCAUGUUUGUUGACCACCAGUUACUUGAAGUCGUCCAAGGAGCAUUCAAACUUUUAUCUGCUGAAAAAGUAAAGCUGCCUCUUCUGGUCAUGAUCUCAGAAUCAACCGGAUGUAGUUCUGCUGCUUCAGGUAAUAUGGAAUAUGAGUCUCUUCUGACGACGGCAUCUCCACAAUUUGAGAUCAAAUGGCCUGCUGAUGAAUGUGACCCAAUCUCUCUGAACUAUACCUCUGGUACUACAUCCAGGCCCAAAGGUGUUAUCUACAGUCACCGAGGGGCCUACUUGAAUGCUGUUGCAACCAUCCUUCUGAAUGACAUGACUGCAAUGCCGGUGUAUCUAUGGACUGUGCCCAUGUUCCACUGCAAUGGUUGGUGCCUUACAUGGGGCAUGGCAGCACAAGGUGGCACAAACAUUUGCGUGAGAAAUAUCUCUGCAAAGGCUAUAUUUGAUAACAUUGCCCAGCACAGGGUAACCCACCUGGGUGGUGCACCAACAGUUCUUAACAUGAUCGUGAAUGCCUCAAUCGCUGAUCAGAAACCACUGCCUGGAAGGAUCAAUGUAAUGACCGGUGCUGCACCACCACCGCCCAAUGUUCUCUUCAAGAUGGAGGAGCUCGGUUUCCAUGUCACCCACUCAUAUGGCCUCACUGAAACCUAUGGCCCCGGUACAGUUUGCACAUGGAAGCCAGAGUGGAAUUCGCUCCCUGCAGAGGAGCGUGCAAGACUAAAAUCCAGGCAAGGUCUCCAGCAUCUUGGACUAGAGGAAGUAGAUGUCAAAGACCCAGUUACGAUGAAGAGUGUUCCAGCUGAUGCUAAAACCAUUGGAGAAGUAAUGUUCAGAGGCAACACUAUCAUGUGUGGUUACUACAAAGAUAUGAGUGCAACUAAGGAAGCAAUGGCUGGGGGAUGGUUUCGGUCUGGGGACCUUGGUGUAAGACAUGCUGAUGGUUAUAUACAACUGAAAGAUCGCUCAAAGGAUAUCAUAAUUUCUGGUGGGGAGAAUAUAAGCACGAUCGAGGUGGAGUCUGUGCUAUUUAGUCAUCCUGCAGUCCUCGAGGCAGCUGUUGUUGGACGUCCAGAUGAGCACUGGGGAGAGACACCUUGUGCUUUUGUGAAGUUAAAGGAAGGUUCUGGUGCUAAUGCUGAAGAUAUAAUCAAAUUCUGCCGCGCCAGGCUGCCACAUUACAUGGCACCUCGCACUGUUGUUUUUGAAGAUCUUCCAAAGACCUCAACAGGAAAGGUUCAGAAAUUUGUCCUGCGGGAGAAGGUGAAGGCCAUGGAAAAAAGCCUUUUCAAGAUUAGUGGAAGCAAGCUGUGAGUUAAUCUUCAUCACUGAUUUCUAGGGCUAUUUAGGAAAUAAGCUUUCCUUUAAUGUAUAAGGCUUCUACUUAUUAUUUCUCAUUUGAUGUGAGAAUAAUAGCAAAUAUUUUCUUGGCAAGUUAACCCCAAGAAACUUGCAGUACUUGAAUAGGUCUUGUCUCCAAAGAAUUACUGUGUCUGGAUCAUCCCAUCUGUCCUCUAAUUUGAGCAAGCUAUUGG